Molecule: messenger RNA, 3493 nt
Organism: Ruditapes philippinarum (Manila clam)
Lineage: Eukaryota; Metazoa; Mollusca; Bivalvia; Venerida; Veneridae
Exons: 20
Coding region: 1-2511 (836 amino acids)
Biological process (GO): proteolysis
Molecular function (GO): zinc ion binding; metalloendopeptidase activity
Source: RefSeq, a predicted model, not a curated record
AUGAGUGAAAAAGCCGCCCCACUUCCUGAAGCAACCCGCAAGCACAUAAAAGAGGAAAUCUUUGGACUUUAUGAGUAUUGGACCCACUUCCGGUUUGUGCCAUGGAACAACAGUGCUGAACAUUAUGAUCUUGGCCACUCAAACUACCUGAUAUUUGUGGAAUACAACACGGCGUGUUGGUCAUACUCCGGUAAUAACGUCGUUCUAAAAGGACAGAAAAUUUCCUGCUGCAAAUAUGAUCGCUGCAUUCAUGAACUCGGACAUGCGAUUGGCUUCAUACAUGAGAUUUCUAACCCAUUGCGCGAUGAUUAUAUUCGAGUCAACUAUCAAAACAUUAUGGAUGGGAUGGAGCCAAACUUUGAGAAAAUAACAAAAGAAAAAGGUGUCCGUAAUUUCGGAUAUUACGACAUGAGCUCAGUGAUGGGAUACAACACAUGGGCAUUUAGCAAGAAUAUGAAGGACACAAUAACUGUUUUAGACCCAGAGAUCCAGUAUUUAGUGCAACAGAAAGAUGUCACAGUCUUCUAUAUGUUUUACGAGGCACAACAGUUAUAUAACAUGAAAGCGGAUAAAUGUCCAGACUUUAGUUUCACGUGCGACAAUGGAGGUUACCUGUCUUAUGUUAACGGAACAUGUAGAUGUCGCUGUCCAGACGGUUUAGAUUACAAAACAAACUGUGCCGAACUUGAAAAUGGCCUCACCGGAAGUGUUAUAUACCUCUCAGACUCUAAUAGUCGUAUUAACAUAACGUCACCAGGAUACCCGGAUGUUUACAGAGGAACGUCUGCUUCAUUUUGGUUCAUUAAGGGUCCAGCUAAAAGCAGGAUUGCAUUAGAUUUUGAUCAUUUUGAUAUACCAUACAGCACGUCAUGUUCAACAUAUGUCGAGAUACGAUUUGUAAUGCCAGGACAACCGGGUGUAAGAUACUGCGGCGAUAAAUUUAGUAGAACAAUAGUCAGUCACGAAGAAUUCAUAUCUAUUACCCUGGUCGGCAGUAAUGAUGGGAGUCACGGUAAAUUUGCUGCCAGAUUACGCCUUAUAAAAGAUGACGAUUUAUGUUAUUCGGACAGCGGUAAAGAUGCUAGUUAUCAGGGGAAAGUGAAUUAUGCACGUAAUUUUGAAACUUGCAUUCCCUGGGAUAGGGUGACUAACUGUACAUUCAAUACAUUUAAUUUUUUUUUGUUUUUAAGUGUUACAUGGAUGGAUUUGGAGGGAAAUUACUGUAGAAAUCCUGGUCACGGCACCGAACCUUGGUGUUAUAUAAACGCGGACACAUGUGCAAGGUCUUACUGUGACGUCUGCCAUUUACGGAAUUGUUAUGAUAUCUUUGACGAUUGUAAGAUACAGCUAGAGAACGACCAGCGGUUCUGUUCCAAUGACCCGGAGGCCACGAGAGGAUGUAGAGCGUCGUGUGGACUGUGUAAUGUCACAGAGGAGGUCCCAGCAGUUUCGAAUGUGACAUGCCCAUCCCCGGACAAGACUGUGACAGACGGAGUGCUUGUAUCCAACAAAACCGUCUUCAGAGCUGGGGAUAAAGCGAUUUAUAAGUGCAACAAAGCGGACGGUACCGGAAAGGGUGAAAGAACAUGCACUGCACAGGGUUCUUGGACCUACCUGGGCUAUGUAUGCGAUGAUAAUCCAACUUGUACGGAUCAACGUCUAGAUUGCGGAAAUCUUCUGGAGCGGACACCAACUUUGUGCAUACAGUACAGUAAAUUUGCUGGUCUAAAGUGCAAAAGGACAUGUGGCAUUUGCUCAAACAUUCCAAAAGAGCGAUGUAAUGUUGAAGCUGUUAUUGGUAAUGUGACUGAAACUAGUACAGGGCCGUAUAACGUCGGGGAUGUCGUGAAAUACUCAUGUAACAAACAAUAUAUUUAUUCUUCUGGAUCUCUGACAAGAGCAUGUAUGAUCAAUGCAACGUUAUCUGGAGAAAUGCCAGGAUGUUCAGCUAUUGAAGAUGUCGUCACUAGUCUAAAUUCUGUCAAUCUUAGGCGAAGGAAACGAUGGACGAAGGGCAACGAAGUGUACACUCUCAGCAAUCCAUACCAUAGAAUAAAAAGAAAAGGGGAGAUUAUUGCUUGGCAGUUUUACAGUUUGUUUUCCGGAAGAGUUACGUUUCAUGUUUGGAGACAGGCAGGUGAUACAAACAGUUACAAGCUUUUAGGAAGUAAUGAAAUAGCCGCCACGUUAGAAGAUAGGCUUGUGACAGUGAAUGUUUCCCUUGACCAGAGAAUAUCUGUUCGACCAGGGGAUUUCAUUGGGUUAUACGUGCCGUCUAUCAAUCCUGGUGGAAUUGUGUAUGACAGCUGUAAAACAGAGUUUGAACCGGAGGGGGGUAACCAGUUAGUUCCGAUAGGCAUAGCGCCUUGGAGAGUCGGACAAUUCUACAAAAUGAAACAAACUUCAACAUGUAAACUGUUCUCUGUCAGUGCUAAAAUUGGACCGAUUCGAACGAUUGACAUCAAUUUAUUAAAACAAGAAUGGCGCAAAUUUCUGCUUUUCCACAAAUGAAACUUUGUUCAUGACUGGGUACAAUACAUAAUUAUAGGGUGCUUUUGCAUUACUGGUUGGAAACAAGAGAACGCAAUGUAUUAGAACUUUAACUAAACUGUGUUGGAUUUAGCCUGUACAGUAAAUCAUUGUUAUGUACAGAUCUGCAUGCUUGCCUUUUACAGUGAUAUAUAGAUAGGUAGAUCUGAAUUAUAUUUGUUCUUAGACAAAUAGAAACACUUUUAAAUGUUAAAUUUUCAAAGAGGAUAUGAAAAAAGACAGUUCUUUUAGAUGUUCAGCAGACCAAAGCAGGAUAGUAAGGUGUAGAUACAAAUUUAUGUUACAUAAGUAGUACGUUCAUUUUAUUAUAUUUUUAAUAUUGUUUUGUAAUUUUAAAUUGCACUGAGAACAACUAUAAAUGAGUGUACAACAAUCUUCAUUUUCAAAACUGGACAUCAUCUAGAACUAUUUUGUUCCGAUAACAAAGGUACAAAAAUUCUUAAUAGAAUUAGAUGUUUUAUGUCUGAGAUAAAUCUCGAGGGAAUUUAUUUACAAUAUUUGUAAUAUUUACAUCUAACAUUGUAUUUCAAGGCUUUAGGUUUUAGAGUCUUUAAUCUUUAUACAAUUUAUAUGAUAUUUUAUUUUCUUAAUAUGUUUAUAAUUUUAGUAUUGCUUUUUUCAUGUAUUGUUUUAAUGAAGUAUUUCUUAAGAUUGUUCGAUAUUAAGUGUGCUUUUAUGUAUCUUAAAGGAAAAAAUAUCAUGGUUAGUUUAUGAUAAACAUGUGAUUAUAAUGAUAUGAUAUAAAAAGUUAUCAAAAUACAUUGUAACAUUUGUGUAACAGCAUCAACCUCGUGCAGGCUCAGUUACCCAGUGUCAAAGAAUGAGCAGCAAAAGUGGAACAUGUAUAAUAGUAACCAUGUGUGUUAUUUUCACUGAAGAUACAUCAUAUUUAAAAUAUUUGUACGAAUAAAAUGUUAUUAUAAAUACGACUAAAGAAUUGUUG